AGCUCCAAUUCCUUCACUAAAUUUACACUCCUUUCUCUCUCUUUUUCCUCUUCUUCUUCUUCUUCUUCCUCUGCAAAUUUUCGUUUCCGCCAUUUCUUUCCAAAACCCUAAUCCUUUAUCCUUUGCAAGAAAGAGGAUAAUCACAGGCAUUAUCAUCUGCGGCUCGUUCUCAGCAAUGAAGAAGGUUGUUCUGAAGCUGGAUUUGCACGACGACAAAGCCAAGAAGAAGGCCUUGAAAUUAGUCUCAACUCUCUCAGGAAUCGACUCUAUUGCGAUGGAUAUGAAGGAGAGGAAGCUAACAGUGAUCGGAGCGGUGGAUCCGGUGACGAUCGUGAGCAAACUGCGAAAAUUCUGGCCGGCGGACAUAAUCUCGGUGGGACCGGCGGUGGAGCCGAAGAAGGAAGAGGGGAAAAAGGAAGAGGAGAAGAAGGAAGGAGAAGGGAAGAAAGAGGAAGAGAAGAAGAAAGAGGAAGAAGGGAAAAAAGAAGAAGAAAAGAAGAAAGAAGAAGGGGAAGGGGAGAAGAAGAAUCAGAAUCAAAAUCCAAACCCAAACGAUGCCGUUUUAGAACUGGUAAAGGCUUACAGAGCUUACAAUCCCCAUCUCACAACUUACUAUUAUGUUCAAAGCAUGGAGGAGAAUCCAAAUUCUUGUGCCAUCUGCUAAUUGAACUAAAAUUAUAACUGUAUAUGAAGCUUUUUGGGAUCUGUAAAAAUGGCGGCUCCCGGUUCCUGUUGGACUUUUUCGAUCUGGGUUUAAGGUGUAGAAUAAUAUGUACUUAUUUGUUAUAGGGAUUAUUAUGAUGGUAGUGAACUACUUCCGAUUUUGGUUCCCUUUCAUUCUUAUAUUUUCAAAAUAUUUAUUUUAAAUUAA
Benincasa hispida (wax gourd) is the source of this 871-nucleotide messenger RNA. RefSeq names its product Heavy metal transport/detoxification superfamily protein. Lineage: Eukaryota; Viridiplantae; Streptophyta; Magnoliopsida; Cucurbitales; Cucurbitaceae. The record is from RefSeq and is a predicted model, not a curated record. Gene Ontology annotation, molecular function: metal ion binding.